Messenger RNA from Penicillium malachiteum, 1155 nucleotides. RefSeq lists its product as uncharacterized. Bases 1 to 1155 code for a protein of 384 amino acids. The transcript has a single exon. The record is from RefSeq and is a predicted model, not a curated record. NCBI's taxonomy places the organism in Eukaryota, Fungi, Ascomycota, Eurotiomycetes, Eurotiales, Aspergillaceae.
AUGCUCAAAAACCAAGGCUAUGGUUAUGGAGUAUACUGGUAUCUUUCGGAUAAGAAUGACCUUGAGCUUCGAGCUCUCGAAAAGAAGGCACUGAAAACUUUGAUGAAUCAUGUGGCUAGCUUUAACAGCGCCAAUGGAGAUAUUAAAACACUAGUCGGAGUCGAUGUCGCCAAUGAGAACUCGGUCACGCAUAUCCACGGAGUAGGCGAUACUGUUUACCACAAUCCUGCCACCUGGGGUGCAUACGUCAACUUUUCCUCGCAAGCCGCUUUUGUCGCCCGUACCGAGUGGGAGUAUACCGUGAAUUUGGCCAAUGGAAUUAAGGAGUCUAAUUAUCCUGUCUGGACGCGAUUGAAUACAUUCACGACUGCGGAGGAAAAGUCGAUUGACUACAAUGAGGAAAUGAGAGUAUCCGGUGGUACGAGUUUGGAUUUCGUGGGACUCGAUCCUUAUUCCACAUCCACAAGCACCCUUUAUAGCUAUGGUCAUCAACAGACUGUUGUUGGUACCUCGGAUGAAAAUUGGGCUGAGGGCUCUAAUCUACCUAUGGUCAUGGAGAACUCUGGUGCCGUUUCAAGCGCUGAAUCAUUGCUUCUUGCUUCACUGGCCGGUGGAGCCUUCUACAAUGUCUAUGAGUACAUGGGCCCUGAUAAUUUUGGCUUGUAUUAUCCGAAAGAUACAUCCACCGAUGACUUCACUCCGGUGGCACGCGGCACAUACGUUGCUGAUGUCGUCAAGACCAACAAACUACUCAAGAGCUUGGCUCUCGAUCUAUCCACCAAAAGGCCUAGUGGCGCCAAUGGAACUAGGCUGGUAUAUUUCAACCCUUUCAGCAACAGUACCUCAACUCAAGGCAGAAUUUUGACCUUUGCAACUUCAUUCACCGGUAACUCUACCGGUACUGUUGGACUUGCAAUUGUUCGAAGUGACCACACUAUUUUGUUGGCUAGUACUCGCGACUCAACAUUCAGUAUUUCUGGCAUUGUCGACUAUGGCAUUGAAGCUGUGGAGUAUGGCUACUACACAGCGGCGGGUAACUUUGUGGCUAAUGGCACUCAAUCAUAUAUCGCUAAUGCUACUGGCAUCUCCGUUGAUGUUGCCCAAGGCCUGCUUGUACAUAUUCAAACCAAGGAUGCCUUUUUCGCUGUGAAAUGA